AUGAACCAGAUUAAAUCCAUACAAAGGAUAAACGCUGCAGAGCUUGAACAAGGAAUCCUUGAUCCUGAGAAAUCCUGGCACCAUGAGUACGUUGAUCAGGCCUACAUAUACAUCGGUGGUCUUAAUAAAGAACUUACAGAGGGUGAUAUAGUAACAAUAUUUUCGCAAUAUGGAAUCCCGGUAGAUGUAUUUCUAAUGAGGGAUAGACAGACUGGUGAUUCUAAAGGGUUUGCAUACUUGAAGUAUGAAGACCAAAGAUCGAGUGUGCUCGCAGUGGAUAACCUAAAUGGUGCAAAAAUUGGUGGAAGAACCAUUCAAGUAGAUCAUACGUUCUUUGAACCACGAGAUGACAUGGAUGAUUACAGAAAAGCUGUUAAAGAGGAAUUAGAUAAGGAUAUUGUUAACCAGUUGUUGUUACCUUGA
Messenger RNA from Maudiozyma barnettii, 423 nucleotides. It is a transcript of the gene IST3, whose product is annotated as U2 snRNP complex subunit IST3. Gene Ontology annotation, cellular component: U2 snRNP; catalytic step 2 spliceosome; precatalytic spliceosome. Gene Ontology annotation, molecular function: RNA binding. The coding region runs from base 1 to 423 and encodes 140 amino acids. Gene Ontology annotation, biological process: mRNA splicing, via spliceosome. The transcript has a single exon. Lineage: Eukaryota; Fungi; Ascomycota; Saccharomycetes; Saccharomycetales; Saccharomycetaceae. The record is from RefSeq and is a predicted model, not a curated record.